AUGAGCGUCCUCAAAUCCACAGACUAUCUUGACUUUAUCUCUUCCUGGAUGACUGUUGGCCCGCCUGUGCGUCGGAAACUCUUGGUGGUGGGUGACAGGGCGGCAACUGUUUGGAUCUGGUUGGUGGAUGACAACGGCGACGACAGGGAACGGCCAGCACCAGAGGGUAUGUCCAAACCUGUCUGUGCUCGUUGGGUACAAGUCACAAAGACGUGUGCGCAUUUUGCAAAUAUGCAGGAAUAG
This is a messenger RNA of Aspergillus puulaauensis, 243 nucleotides long. RefSeq lists its product as uncharacterized. The coding region runs from base 1 to 243 and encodes 80 amino acids. The record is from RefSeq and is a predicted model, not a curated record. NCBI's taxonomy places the organism in Eukaryota, Fungi, Ascomycota, Eurotiomycetes, Eurotiales, Aspergillaceae. The transcript has a single exon.